AUGACACUCUAUGAAGAACAGACAGCAUUCUUGGGAGAAUGGGGACCAUUUCAGCGGCUAAUUUUCAUCCUACUGAGCCUCAGCAGUGUGCCCAAUGGCUAUGUGGGGAUGGCUAUGGUAUUCCUGGCUGACAUUCCACCUCACCAUUGUAAACUACCUCAUCUGAAUUCCAGCUAUGGUAAUCUUGACCUGAAUCUGUCUAUUCCACCUGAAGAGGUGAAAGGAGAAACCAUCUUGAGCAGAUGUCAUCGAUACAAGGAAGUAAAUGUCUCUAAUGGAAGAUUUGGGAAUGAGACAGAGAGCUGCUUAGAUGGAUGGGACUUCAGCAAGGAGAGAUACGACACCACAAUUGUAACUGAGUGGAACCUGGUGUGUGAUGAUGCUUGGAAAGCACCUUUUACUGCAACCGUAUUCUUCCUUGGAGUACUGACUGGAUCUUUCAUAUCUGGAGUAAUAUCUGACAGGUAUGGAAGAAAGCUUGUUUUAUUUGCCACAAUGGCAGUCCAGACCAUAUUUAGUCUGGUUCAAGCAGCCUCUAACAGCUGGGAAAUGUUCUGUGUGCUGUACUUUCUUGUUGGAAUGGGAGAGAUUACCAACUACUGCAGCGCCUUUGUCCUGGGCUGUGAAAUUCUCAGCAAGUCAACACGUGCCAGCUUUGCCUUUAUAGGUCUGAGCCUGUGCUAUGCCAUUGGUUAUAUUUUUCUCCCACUUUUUGCCUAUUACAUUCGGACCUGGAGGAUUCUUCUGAUAGCCCUAUCCAUCCCGGGAUUCCUUUAUAUUCCCAUGUGGUGGUACAUCCCAGAAUCACCCCGCUGGCUCCUGUCCCAGGGGAGGGUGGAGGAGGCGGAAGCCAUCAUUCGAGCUGCAGCUAAGAUGAAUGGGGUCACUCCUCCAGAAGUCAUAUUCAAACAAAGUGACUGUGACCAGUUACUGGCAAAAGAUGAUCAAGCCAGCCAAGUACAGUACUCUUGGACUGAUCUUUUCAAAACUACCAAUAUAAGAAAUAUUACCAUCCUGAGCAUCAUCAUCUGGAUAGUCAUCUCCAUGACUUAUUACGGACUUUCCCUCAGCACUCCAAACAUGGAUGGUGAUCCCUACCUUAACUGUCUUAUUGCUGCAGGGUCAGAGGUCGUGGGCUACAGCUUAAUUUGGUUCAUUUCUCGCCACACCUCUCGCCGAAUCACAUUGACGUCCAGUCUUCUGUUGUGUGGGACACUGCUGCUCCUCAUCAAAUUUAUUCCUGAAGACCUUAAAGCUCUGACCCUGACCCUCAUAAUGACAGGAAAAUCAGGGGUGACAGGGGCCUUUGCGUUUCUCUAUCUUUAUGCCACUGAGCUUUUUCCCACUGUGGUCAGGAACAUGGGCCUGGGGACAGCCUGCAUGGCCUCUCGCAUUGGUAGCCUUUUCUCCCCAUACAUAGCCUACAUUGGAACAUACAAUAGGAUUCUACCCUAUAUUCUUAUGGGAGGUAUAACUAUUGCUGUUGGAGGCCUUAGUUUGUUGCUUCCAGAAACAAAAGAUCAGGAGUUACCCGAAUUGAUCAGCCAAGUCAAACCACUAAAAUGGUUUAUCAUUGCCAUUACCUACUUUGGUCUGUCCCUAAAUACUCCAAACAUGAAUGAGGAUCUUUACCUGAGCUGCCUCCCGUUUGCUGUCAAGGAGGUCGUGGCUUCUGUUGGGGUGUGGCUGGUAUUCAAGGUGGUUCCUUGA
Chanos chanos (milkfish) is the source of this 1710-nucleotide messenger RNA. Its product is annotated as solute carrier family 22 member 21-like. Gene Ontology annotation, biological process: transmembrane transport. Gene Ontology annotation, cellular component: membrane. The record is from RefSeq and is a predicted model, not a curated record. Gene Ontology annotation, molecular function: transmembrane transporter activity. Lineage: Eukaryota; Metazoa; Chordata; Actinopteri; Gonorynchiformes; Chanidae. The transcript has 10 exons. Bases 1 to 1710 code for a protein of 569 amino acids.